CCGGCGGUCCUGCGCGCUCGGCGGUGGCAUCUCCAUGGGGAUGGCCGGUGCGCUCUAAGGUGGUCGGCCAGCCCUGUGUUCGUCAGCCUUUCCGCUGCAGCACCCAGGGCGCGCGCCGCCUCAGGGGGACUUGGAAUCCCGGAGAGUUGCCUUCGUGAAAAGCUGGCAACAAUUUCUUUCAAUCCCAUCACUUAGUUUCCCAUUGUGUCGCGUACCAGAGGGACAGCAAGAAACCAUGAACAACCUCAGCAAUGCAGAGUUUGACUGCCAUUUCCUCGAUGAAGGCUUUACAGCCAAGGACAUUCUGGACCAAAAAAUCAAUGAAGUCUCCUCUUCCGACGACAAGGACGCCUUCUAUGUCGCGGACCUGGGGGACGUUCUGAAGAAACACCUGAGAUGGCUAAAAGCCCUGCCCCGCGUCACCCCCUUUUACGCGGUGAAGUGCAACGACAGCAGAGCCGUCGUGAAGGCCCUGGCUGCCGUCGGGACGGGGUUUGACUGCGCCAGCAAGACCGAAAUCCAGUUGGUGCAGAGUCUCGGGGUGCCUCCGGAGAGGAUCAUCUAUGCAAAUCCUUGUAAACAAGUGUCUCAGAUUAAGUACGCUGCCAAUAAUGGAGUCCAGAUGAUGACUUUUGACAGUGAAGUUGAGUUGAUGAAAGUUGCCAGAGCUCAUCCAAAGGCAAAGUUGGUUUUGCGGAUUGCGACCGAUGACUCCAAAGCAGUCUGUCGCCUCAGCGUUAAAUUUGGUGCCACGCUCAAAACCAGCAGGCUGCUCUUGGAACGGGCAAGAGAGCUAAAUAUUGAUGUCGUCGGUGUCAGCUUCCACGUGGGAAGUGGCUGUACCGACCCUGAGACCUUCGUGCAGGCCAUCUCCGAUGCCCGCUGUGUCUUUGACAUGGGAGUGGAGGUCGGUUUCAGCAUGUACCUACUCGACAUUGGGGGCGGCUUUCCUGGGUCUGAGGAUGCGAAGCUCAGAUUUGAGGAGAUCACCAGCGUCAUCAACCCCGCGCUGGACAAGUACUUCCCGGUGGACUCGGGCGUGCGGGUCAUAGCUGAGCCCGGCAGAUACUACGUGGCGUCGGCGUUCACGCUCGCGGUGAACAUCAUCGCCAAAAAGCUCGUCGUAAAGGAGCAGACAGGCUCUGAUGAUGAGGAGGAGCCGAGUGAACGGACCUUCAUGUACUACGUGAAUGACGGGGUCUACGGGUCAUUUAACUGCAUCCUUUACGAUCACGCGCACGUGAAGCCCCUGCUGCAGAAGAGACCCAAACCAGAUGAGAAGUAUUAUUCAACCAGCAUCUGGGGACCGACAUGUGACGGCCUUGAUCGCAUCGUUGAGCGCUGUGACUUGCCCGAGAUGCACGUGGGCGAUUGGAUGCUCUUUGAAAACAUGGGUGCUUACACUGUAGCUGCUGCCUCCACUUUCAACGGGUUUCAGAGGCCGACCAUCCACUACGUGAUGUCGGGGCCAACAUGGCAACUGAUGCAGCAGAUCCAGAACCACGACUUCCCGCCCGGGGUGGAGGAGCAGGACGUGAGCACGCUGCCCGUGUCGUGCGCCCAGGAGAGCGGCAUGAAGCGCCCCCCGGCCGCCUGCGCCUCGGCCAGUGUCAACGUGUAGGCGCCCCCACCCCUGGCCGCUGCCGGCCUCGAGUUUAUAGCCUGAAUUAAGGGGUUUGGGGGGACCAUUUAAUUUAAUUACCGCUAGGUUGGAAAUGUCUCUAAGUAGGGUUGGCACGGACACAGCGAUAUGGAAGACUAGGAGAGGGGGUCACUUAUCUGUGUUCCUAUGGAAACUAUUUGAAUAUUUGUUUUAUAUGGAUUUUUAUUCACUUUUCAAACGUGCUACUAAAGCGCGCCCCUCGGCCGCUGAGCAAGCGUUUGUAGCUUGGGCGGCGGCGGGACGGGCCGAAGGCUUAGAGCUGUGACCUGUUACCCAAAUAAAGUAUCUUGAAAUAAU
Suricata suricatta (meerkat) is the source of this 1960-nucleotide messenger RNA. RefSeq names its product ornithine decarboxylase 1 (gene ODC1). The record is from RefSeq and is a predicted model, not a curated record. Gene Ontology annotation, cellular component: cytoplasm. Gene Ontology annotation, molecular function: ornithine decarboxylase activity. The coding region runs from base 236 to 1621 and encodes 461 amino acids. The transcript has 12 exons. NCBI's taxonomy places the organism in Eukaryota, Metazoa, Chordata, Mammalia, Carnivora, Herpestidae.